AUAAUCUCCCCCCAGCACAGAAACGAGCUGCUCGGCCCCGCAAAGAACAAGUCAACUAAGAAAAUGUGGAAGGUGCCAGUUCUGUUCUUCGUUUUGGGACGCGCGUCGCUCUGGGUCCUGGCAGAAGGAGUCAGCACAGUCCGGCCAGAAGAUAACAUGACUACAGGUGUGGAAGAUGGCAAGGCGACCCUGGGUGUGGAAGAUUACAUGGUGACCCCAGGUGCCGGUGGCGAGCCCCAUGAGUCUGCUGGCUUGACAGCUCUGAUGCCGACAAGAGCAAAGAGCAUAACAGAGGGUCACAAAGAGGACCUGCCAACUGCAGAAAGCACAGUCCACUCCCAAGGACAAAGCCACAGCACCACAACCCUGAAUGUGGCAACUAGUCGGUCCCCGGGGAAAACAGAUGGAGAAAAACCAACAACAGUUGAGAAAGGUGGAUUGUCAACAGUGACCCUGACUGGAAUCAUAGUUGGGGUCUUACUAGCCAUUGGAUUCAUCGGUGGAAUCAUCACUGUGUUUGUUCGAAAAAUGUCAGGAAGGUACUCGUAA
Lipotes vexillifer (Yangtze River dolphin) is the source of this 549-nucleotide messenger RNA. It is a transcript of the gene PDPN, whose product is annotated as podoplanin. Gene Ontology annotation, biological process: cell migration; signal transduction; cell adhesion. Lineage: Eukaryota; Metazoa; Chordata; Mammalia; Artiodactyla; Lipotidae. Bases 64 to 549 code for a protein of 161 amino acids. The record is from RefSeq and is a predicted model, not a curated record. Gene Ontology annotation, cellular component: basolateral plasma membrane; lamellipodium; apical plasma membrane. The transcript has 5 exons.